GAAGCUGGUGCUGAUGCUCUUGAAUUGAAUCUAUCCUGCCCUCAUGGUAUGGGAGAGAGGGGAAUGGGACUAGCUUGUGGCCAAGACCCGGAACUUGUCACUGAAAUUUGUCGCUGGGUCCGGGAAGCAGUCAAAAUUCCUUUCUUUGCAAAGAUGACACCAAAUGUGACAGAUAUUGUUGACAUUGCAAGAGCCUCUCAGAAAGGUGGAGCCACAGGUGUAACAGCUAUCAAUACAGUAUCUGGUCUAAUGGGUGUUAAAGCUAACGGUAUCCCAUGGCCGGCAGUCGGUAACGAAAACAGGACAACAUACGGUGGCGUUUCCGGUAAUGCCAUUCGACCGAUUGCUCUUAGAGACGUGUCAGCCAUAGCCAGGGCCCUACCAGGGUUUCCUAUACUAGCAGCUGGGGGUAUUGACUCUGCUGAGGCCGGGCUUCAGUUCUUGCACUGUGGAGCUACUUUAUUACAAGUUUGUAGUGCUAUCCACAAUCAAGAGUACACACUGAUAGAUGACUAUGUUACUGGACUAAAGGCCUUGCUCUACCUACAAUCUGUCAGUGAAUUAGGUGAUUGGGAUGGUCAGUGCCCACCAACCGCAAAGCAUCAAAAAGGGAAAGUCAUUACUCCAAAAAUAACAGAAAUUAUUGGAAAAAGUUUACCCGAGUUUGGCCCAUAUCUUAAAGAGAAGGACCAAUUGAUUUCCGACUACAAGAAAUCAAUUACUCCACUGACUGAGUUCAGCCCUGAGACUCACAGACCUUCGUAUAAGCCAAGCAAGCCUGUACCAGCUGUUAAAGAUGUUAUAGGCCGUGUUUUACCAAUGAUUGGUGCUUGGGGUGAGCUGGACACAAAGCAACAAGCUGUUGCUCUUAUUGAUGAAGACAUGUGCAUCAACUGUGGAAAGUGUUAUAUGGUUUGCAAUGACUCUGGAUACCAGGCCAUUACAUUUGAUAAAGACACUCACCUACCCCACAUUACAGAAGACUGCACUGGUUGUACACUGUGUGUCAGUGUCUGUCCAAUUAUUGAUUGCAUUACUAUGGUACCAAGGACAACUCCCUAU
Molecule: messenger RNA, 1062 nt
Organism: Amphimedon queenslandica
Lineage: Eukaryota; Metazoa; Porifera; Demospongiae; Haplosclerida; Niphatidae
Product: dihydropyrimidine dehydrogenase [NADP(+)]-like
Exons: 7
Biological process (GO): uracil catabolic process; thymine catabolic process
Cellular component (GO): cytosol; cytoplasm
Molecular function (GO): NADP binding; uracil binding; dihydropyrimidine dehydrogenase (NADP+) activity
Source: RefSeq, a predicted model, not a curated record